AUGCUCUUGUUUUGGCUGUUCACUGAGAGCGAAGAUAAUAGUUUGUUUAAGUUAUCUUCGCCAGUUCGUACAUCCCUGUUUGCGCAGGAUUCUUUGCUCAUAAUGCCACGCCGCAGUUCGAAUAAAAGUGAUAGCCCCGUCCCUAGGCGUCAGAGUGCACGUAUUGCUGCAGCCAGCGCAAAUAAAACACCUACACCUUCUCCCGUUAAGAAGACACGGCGAUCUUCAAAGAGAGCUUCGGAAGGUAAAGUGGAGAACGCUGAAGACAAGGUUGAUCACAAUGGGACUGAGGGUACUUACAAGGAUGCUUCACUUGGAGAGCCAGUAGAAAAGAAGCAGAAACUUGAAGAAACCAUGGAAUCUUCGGCAAACCUACCCGGAAGCGCCCAGGAGUCAGGAGGUAAAGACGAAUUAGCGGCGAACGAUGAAGGAACAUCAAAGAUGGAAUUUGAAGCUGCGAGGGAGGCUGGUUUCGAAGUUGUCGAAAAGUCGAAUGUGCCUCAUUCAGAUAGUGAAGAAGUCAAGUCGGCUAUCUCUGCUCAAGGUGAAGACGGCCAAUUGCUUGUUAACUACGUUCAAGUUUCGAAAGAUGAUGUUCCAGCUGCCGUUCCAGAGAAUAGUGCUGCUACAUCGGGGGACAAGCCCCCCGCGAAUGGUACUGACACCAAGGAACUGUGCAAGGGCGAUAGCGCUGUCGAUGAGUCUGCCAACGAGCAACCUGCUGUUGUAGGCCCCGAACAGAAGAGCGAGGAAGUUCCAGCUGAUAAACCCCCUGCAGCAGAAGGAGUAUCUCAAUAG
Messenger RNA from Echinococcus granulosus, 798 nucleotides. RefSeq lists its product as hypothetical. Lineage: Eukaryota; Metazoa; Platyhelminthes; Cestoda; Cyclophyllidea; Taeniidae. The record is from RefSeq and is a predicted model, not a curated record. The transcript has 6 exons. Bases 1 to 798 code for a protein of 265 amino acids.